Cooperia oncophora is the source of this 1038-nucleotide messenger RNA. NCBI's taxonomy places the organism in Eukaryota, Metazoa, Nematoda, Chromadorea, Rhabditida, Trichostrongylidae. The record is from the annotation of a GenBank genome assembly.
AUGAUCAAAGCGAUUUUGGUAAUUAAUAACCAUGGCAAACCUCGCCUACUCAAAUUCUACCAGUAUUACACUGAGGAAAUGCAACAGCAGAUUGUCCGUGAGACGUUUCAGUUGGUAUCGAAACGUGAUGACAACGUUUGCAACUUCUUGGAAGGAGGAACUUUAAUUGAUGGCAAUGAUUACCGACUUAUUUAUCGCCACUAUGCUACGUUGUAUUUUAUAUUCUGCGUCGAUUCAUCUGAAAGUGAACUGGGUAUUUUGGAUUUAAUCCAAGUGUUUGUCGAAACCUUAGACAGAUGCUUUGAAAAUGUGUGCGAAUUGGAUUUGAUCUUCCAUGUUGAUAAAGUUCACCAUAUACUUGGUGAAAUCGUUAUGGGUGGAAUGGUAUUGGAGACGAAUAUGAACGAGAUACUGCUCAGGAUCCAGGAACAGGAAAAAUUGCAGAAGGCAGAGGCUGGAAUAGCUGCUGCUCCGGCAAGGGCCGUUUCGGCUGUGAAAAAACGUAGCAUGUCUCUCCCAUUCAAUUCAGCGUCAACCGGUUACGGUGGAGCGGAAACGCAUGGUUCACCUUUGUCAGAGAGGAACUUUUCACGUGGUUCUCCCAUCACUGUUCCGGGUCGCUUUUCCCAGCCGGACUUACGAUGUUGGGAUCCUGGUGUGCCGUUCUUCCCGGAACUAGGCGCAUUUUCUGAUUUCAUCGAACAAGCGGCGUUCGAAGAACUACAACCCUGCGAAGUGGUCGCUCAAGUUGAGACUGUUAUCCGUUCAGAUCCCAUCCACAUUUCUCUUCAUGACAAUCCCAUCUAUGAUAACAAUGAGAUUCAGUUCCCAGCAGAAUCUCUUCCACCACCAGUGGCAAAAGUUUCUUUGGAACCAGUACAGCAGCUUGUGGAUAAUCAGCAAAUAGUCGAUAGCACUGAGCAGGAUAUUGGUGUAUAUGAAGAAAUAACACAUGCACGAUGUAUAGACUGUGACAAGAUUGUCGAUGCUCGUGAAAAGACUCACACAAAAGCUUGUUGUAAAUUGAAAAAGCUUCAC